AUGCACAAAGAUAUCCUCGCUGUGCCCCAAUCCAGCGACGGGUAUGGUGCUUUCAACAUCAACAAGUGUUAUAUCACAGACUGCGACCAAAGAUACAAGGUCGGUGAUAACUCAACGACCAGACUCAAUGAAGACUCUAGUGGCCGUGGAUGUGGGGGUAAAAACCACAAUGCUCGGAAUUUCUGCUGCCCCGCUAGAAAUGCCCCUGUGACGGACACCUGCUACUGGACAGGCGGCCCCAAAAAUUGCCAUGGCCAGUGUGCUGCCGGAGAGGUCGGCAUGGUUUUGGAUGACUACGGUGACAGCGGAAAGCGUUGUACUAAUGGAGGAAAGAAAGUUUGGUGCUGUCCAGCAACAAAUGGCCAGGCAGCUAUCCAGAAGUGCGCUCUCACCAAGUACAACAAGCAAUGCCCCAGCGAUCUCCCCCAGGAAAUGACUACAGUCGGCUCUUGGAGACGUGACCUUGAUGAAGUGGGCUAUCUAAUUGAACAGAAGUUCUGCUAUCCAGCAAAGCCGGACUACGAUCUCGAUCAGUGUGGAUGGUACGGGGAAAACAAAUACUGCAAUGACAACGAAUGUCCCUUGGGCGAGGUUGAGCUCUUCAGGUGGAAUGGUUGGCAUGAAGGCCUUAAGGCUGGGUAUCAUGGCUGCAACAAGGGUCGUAGACAUGCGUUCUGCUGUCCCCCACCUCUGAGUGAUGGAUCUGCAUUUCUUCCAGUUCCCCUAGAAAACCUUUUUCCUUCGGCAGGUUCAUUCCUCGACAGCUAUGCCACCACUUUUGCUCAAGACUUUGACACGUCGGCCGAUGAGACAUUCGGUGACUAUCGUGGAAAUGACCCCAAUAUCAACGCCUUCGCUUGGAUCGUCGUGGUGGGAGAACCCGAGGACGUUCAGAGUUUCGAUAAAAGAGAUGGCUCUCACCUAGAGCUCUUCGACUGCCCUGAUACCGAAGCGGACGACUUCAGCAUUCAAAAGCUUAGGGCCGCAUAUGUGGGUGGAAAGGACAAUGAGAUUAACUGUUCGGAUAUCCUUCUUUCAUAG
Penicillium coprophilum is the source of this 1041-nucleotide messenger RNA. RefSeq lists its product as uncharacterized. The transcript is spliced from 6 exons. NCBI's taxonomy places the organism in Eukaryota, Fungi, Ascomycota, Eurotiomycetes, Eurotiales, Aspergillaceae. Bases 1 to 1041 code for a protein of 346 amino acids. The record is from RefSeq and is a predicted model, not a curated record.